AAAGUAUCGUAUUACGUUUUAUAUGUAUCGGGCUUAGGAUCAUUCAAUUCUGUAUGUAUAUUCUAUCGUAAUAUUUUUUUGUAAUGAAAUUGACGUCCCUGAUGACAGUACUUAGUAUUUUAUGAUACGUCUUUUACAGUGAAAAUAAAUAUACUGUUUAGUCAAACCAUUAAAUUGUAAAAUAAAUUUGUCAUGAAAUCGUUUUGUGAGAGAUGAGCGUCUUCGGAGAUUUUCAGCGUGUGUGGGUGCAACGUUUUCCAGAGAGUGCUUUACCAGCCGCUUGGGAAGAAGAUGUCAGGGCUAAUUUGGCUAAACACAAACAGAAAGUCGCUAUACUUAGAGAAGAAUUGGAGAAGGAAGAAUUCUAUGUUGAAUAUUUAGAAACGUUGCUAUCAGAUGUCGAGAAACAUAAAGCUACUGCGGAGGGCUACAAAGGGGCACCGCCCUCAGGAGUUGACGUGAUUGAUCCUGAUGAUAAGACUUCAGAUAGCAAGCAGGGUUCCAACACAAACUCUUUAUCAAAAAAGAGUGAAGUAAGCAUUGAUAGCAGUAACAAAAGUGAUGAUUCCACCACUGAAACUGCUGAAUGUGAAGAUGUGCAGCUCAGACAUAAGCCAGUACAUCUUGGUGAAAGGAGUUCUGUCAACCAAUGCAUCAAUGAGCUUUCUUCAAAUUUGGCAGCUGAAGCAGCAAGGAGGAGAUGUAAUAGUGAAGUAGUCCAGAGGAGUGAAAGUAAUAGAGAAACUAAUGAAAAAUCAAGUCCAACACAAACCAAAAACCGUCCAACAUCACAAGCAGGUGAUUUUGUAACAGUCAUCGAAGUCAAUGGUCUGAAAUUAGCUGAGAAUGCAGCAAAGAAAGCAGAGGAGUUACCACAGUCUACUGAAAGUAGUCCAGUUGAUCUAACUGCUGCUGUAGCCAAGAAAAAAGUCCCACCAAAACCUCCACCGAAAGUGUUCAGUAAACGAGGCGCUUCAUUGCCGGAAUCCGGCCUUGUUGAUGAUAGUCCACCGUCCUCACUCAGUAGAAGAAUUCGUAAUGCAGAAUCCCGAGAGUCCAUAGCAAGUCGAGCUUCCACGCCUUCAAUUAGUGAAAGAGUGAAGAGUUACGAGUCUAUUAAUUCAUUAUCGUCGGAACGGAAACGGUCUGGAGGUGCGGUGACACCGCGUUCCAUAGAUGAGGAGGUGACAUCAACCACCCCAGAUCCAGAAGUUGAGGUGGACAAGUCCGCACCAGUGUCGUUAGAGAGCAUCCCUGCCGCCGUGCCAGUAGCUGAAGACGAGCCUUACUAUGACCAAGUUCCCGUUGAUAUUAAUGAUGGGGAAUACGUGUAUAUUCAAGCAGGCGGCACCGCAUCAAGUACUGAUGAGAGUUCUGGCGCGGGCACUUUACCUUUGGCGCCGUCCGCGCCACGUGCACCCGAUUCUCCCCCAUGCGCCGUCGCACCUAACUACGUCAACAUACACUAUUUUAUACAGCAAGCUGGUGAGGGAGCAGAGCCGAGCGAGGCGGGUUCAGAGUUGGCGGACUCUUCGGAUACGCCGCUGUUACUAAGAGCCAUAUCCUCCGAUACUGAGGCCAGUGCAACACCGCCCGCGCUUAGGAAACUUCACCACCAGGAAUCUAAUAACGGUAAUAAUGCAGAGGCUGAACGACUUACUAUGCAUAGAUGUAUCGUCACAAGUAUUAUUGAAAGCGAAACAGUAUACGUCGAAUGUUUGUAUGUCAUGGAAAAGUAUAUGAACGCGAUAAAAGCUACUUUGUCGACGUCACAACCUGUCAUAACGGAAGAAGAGUUCAAUACGAUAUUUUACAAGAUAUCAGAGUUACACGAGUUGCAUAAAAACUUUUUAGAAGGGCUCAAAUCAGCGGUUGCCAGUUGGGAGGAACCACUUUCAGUCGGUAGUCAUUUUAAAAAGAUGGCUGAAAAUAUAAACAUCUAUGGUGCCUUCCUGCAUAAUUACGGUCGGGCGACGGAUGCAGUUAGGCGUAGAUGCUCAACGUCGCAACGUUUUGCAGACCUUACAAGACAGAUAGCUUGCCGUGGCCAACCGAUGUCUCUAGAUGACUUAUUACACAAACCCGUUGCUAGGGUACAGAAGAAUGCAUUAGUAUUACACGAUCUCAUUAAAUAUACGCCAGCGAGUCAUCCCGACCACGCAAUGUUAACAGACGCACUAAACAUGACGCAGCAUUUCCUUGACGAAUUUAAUAUUAUACAAACAAAAUCUAUGUUCCCAAAUGCAGACCGAGCACAAAGGAGACUUGUAAAAAACUCGUUUAUAGUAGAACUGGCAGAUGGCCACAGAAAAUUAAGACAUCUGUUUCUUUUUAACGACGUUAUAGCAUGUGCCAAAUAUAAGGCUUCAGGUCGGGACAAGUUUACGUUCGAGUUGAAAUGGUUCAUCCCAUUACCUGAUAUCGUAGUCGUGGAAGAGGAAUCGGCUGUGGGUAACGCUAACGACACGCGGGAAACUUCACCCGCUAAUAUUGUUGCACUCAAGUCGCAGGCUUCCACUGUACGAGACCUAAUAUUGGCUGAAGAGAGAGCGUCACAUGAUGACAAAAAAAUCCGCAUCGGUGGUCGCGGUGGAGCGGAGAAGAAUCGUAAGAAACUUGCGGAACUGGAAGGGCAACUGGUACUAGCAUCGCCCAACCUCGUUUUCAGGGUGGGUGCCCGCGCGCCCGGCUCCUCAGCUCUACAAAGGCAACAUGUAUUCUUCCUCAGCUCCGAAUACGAGCGCACGCAGUGGAUAGACUCUAUACACGCGUUACAGGCGUCUUCCGCUCCACCUGCUGGUGCUAGCGCUGUAUCGAUGCUGGAACUGCAGGCGUGGGUGACCGCGUGCCGCAGUUACCUGCAGACGGACAUGGGCUCGUACCUGCUGAGGAGUGGACGUGACGAUUCACUGCUACUGGGCGAUCUUCAUCUGCACAUAGGCGGGAUGACAGCCCCUUUAGAUACCGCAGCUGACUAUUACGUGGUAGUAGAAGUAGACUCGUACGGUCACUAUUUCCGGAAAGCUAAGUCGAAACUGGUUUGCCGGAGUGCGCAGCCGCGUUGGAACGAGAGUUUCACACUAGACCUGGAAGGUUCACAGAACUUGCGUCUGCUGCUAUACGAGGAUGCUGCAAGACCUGUGCUCAGAGGCAAAUGUACGCUAAAGUUAUCCCGCGAGUGGGUGGCGGAGAGCGCUAGCGGCGGUGUAUCUCGCACAGUAUCACUGGGCGGUGGGUCGCUGCCGCUAAGACUCCGCCUUUUACCGCCGGAGAGGUCCGCCAGACGAGUGCCCAGUGCCAAACCUGGCGCACUUUUCGGUGCCAAGAUCACUCACGUAGCCAAACGAGAGAAACGCAACAUUCCAUUUAUAAUAAGCGCGUGCGUACGCGAAGUGGAGCGACGCGGAAUUCACGAGGUGGGCGUAUACCGCGUUUCCGGAAGUGCUUCUGACCUCAACCGUCUCAAGAAAAGUUUUGAAACCAAUGCAUAUGAAGCAGAGCAGUUAUUGAAGGAGGUAGAUAUACACUCGGUUACGGGGGUGCUAAAGUUGUACCUACGCGAACUGCCGGAGGCUUUGUUUACCGACGCCCUUUAUCCGGAACUAUUGCGAGCAUGGGGAGCUACUCAGGGAGCAGGUGCAUCCGUCGACUCCGGUCCAGCUCAUACAAGACGUCACGCUUUGAUGAAAUGCUACGCUCAGUUACCAGAUCUUAACAAAAAUUGCAUUGACUUUCUUCUUAAUCAUUUCGUCAAGGUCAAUCAACACGAGGGCGAGAAUAAGAUGUCGUUGCAUAACCUGGCGACGGUUUUCGGCCCGACACUAUUACGACCGUCAAAUGCCGGUGCGGGUUCGAAGCAACGGACCGAUCUGCUCGCGGCGGGCACCGUGGACGCGAUGGCCCAGGCCGGUAUACUAUACUGCUUACUUCAACAGAGACAACUCGCCGCACAACUAUCUUCACAUCAUCGCGGCCCACCGCUCAUGGACUAAUUUCAAAGAUUCAGUACCUUAAAUAGGGACGAUGACAAGUUUUUGUUUGUCUGUCCAUUAUUGGAAGAAUAUUAAACGCGUAUUUUUUUUUUUUGCGGAGUCAAUAAAUUACGGCGGCACAUUGAGUUAAAGUAUGUGUGUUUUUCUAGAAAACUGCGAACUAGGAGCCCUCCCUCCUCAAUUUUAAUGCUUAUUAUCUAAGCCAUUUCUUGUCUAAUAGAAGCAAAAAAAAAAAUACGCAUCUAAUAUUUUUCUAUUAUGUGACUAAUGGACUAAAUAGAAUUUGUUUUGUUUUAUACACUGUCAUCAUCCCUAUUCAAUUCAUAUACGGCAUCAACGUAUAUAUAAUCAUAAGACGGAAAUGUAACAGCGAAUGGUGCUGUAGGGGGCAGGUUUUUUAAAUUUAGGUGUUGACGUUGUUGUGGAACGCCCCUUUAUUCACUAACGAUCAGAAAUAUCGAUUUUUAUGAUUUUCAUUUAUUACUCAUUCGAUGGACAGAGAUAAAGCUUAGAAUUCGACUUAUGUGAUUUCCGAUCGUUUAUAUUACUAUCGUGUCUUUUAAAUAUCGUCACAUCCCUUGUAUAUAAAUGGCCAAUACCAUAUUUUUGUAGGUAUGCUUCAAUAAUGAAUACGAAGAAAGUGGACGAUCCUCGUGAAAGUAUUUUCUUUACAUGUAUGCCGACGCAAUGUCACAUUUAUGUUUAUCUAUCAUAUAUUAGUGUUGUAUAGCAAUUACUUUUUAAUAUGUUGUGUACAUUUUAAUUAUAUAAAGAUUUCGUCGGCGAUUCUUAUACCAACAACAGUCUAUAGUGAUGAUAAGAUUUCUUCUCAAUUGUCACUAUCAUUAAUAAAUAAUACCUAAAUAGUGACUGAACCCUUCCAAUAAUAUUCUUUCGUAAUUUUAUCGAAACAAUUUUGAUAGUUUUCUUAAAUUGUUGUACAACGUAAAGUGACGCCGAAAGUUUGUAUGAAAUAUGUUAAAUGUUGAGAUAUAAAACUUUUUUGAGAAUUGAUCACAUGACGGUAUUCUUGAAAACUCUUACAUCGUUAGUACACCGACGGAAUCGCAUGGGAAUACGAAACAUUUGUGAAAUGAUGCGACGGCGAAAAGGGUUGUCUCCUUUUGAGAAAGAUAAUUCGUGGUAUUCUGACAGUCAUCAGAAAUUAGGACGGGUGGCAACCCUGAAUGCGAAACAUGUUCGUCUGUAUAGUGACCUUUUUCGCAGUUGACUGCGAAACCGUACGGACAAGGACGCAGCUAUUUAGAAAUAUUUGAAAUUAAAUGAAAAUAUCUUUAUUCAAGUAGACUCAGGCUUCAGGACGUCUUUUAGCUGACAAGAGGAACAAGCGAAAUAAACUUACCAGCUCUUUAUCAUAAGUAAUGACAUUUACAUAAAUCAUUACCAAAAUAAUAUGUAUUAUCACAAUAAUAAAUACAACUUUCAAAGUCAGUAGGUCAUAGGUUGAACUUAUAAUUAGUCAUUACAGAACAAAGCGAAGGCUAUUAAUUCCAUGCAUUGCGAUCCUUAAAGUAAUCAUCAAGUAUUUCUCAUUCCCAUGCGGUUGCGUCGGUGUAGUAAUAGCAUUAGAGCAGUUUAGUAGUCCGCCCUGUAUUCAAUCAUACAGUACUACGACACGUGGAACGGGACAAGUGUAAUGAGCCACUUAUAUAUGAAUACGUGGCAGGCGGUCAUGAUAAAGUACCUCAUAUAAAAGAAAUAAACCUUGUGGAAAUAUAAAUGAAUCUUCGACAAAAUUUUGUCUCAAAGCUAUAUAUUUUAGUGAAGUUUGACGAAUUAGGAAGGAAUUGCCAACAUUCACAGUUUUGGAGGCCAAUGAUUUUUUGUAGAGUUAACGUUUGCGAUACAGAUGGAUGAUAAAUAUAUACGUCUGCAUAAAUUUAUAUGCUUAUGUCACCCGUGAAUGAGAAAGAAUUUUUAAAAUCUGUGCUGUGUAUUGUUGUAUUGAAUAGACUUCCUUUUCAAUGCAAAAAACUUCAAAUCUUUCCACUUUAUAAUAUUCAUAUAGACUAACAAAAUCCCGCCAUACUUAACUGUAACGGAAAUGGAUAUUGUGCGUAUUUGUUAAAUUUGUAUGC
Molecule: messenger RNA, 6091 nt
Organism: Diatraea saccharalis (sugarcane borer)
Lineage: Eukaryota; Metazoa; Arthropoda; Insecta; Lepidoptera; Crambidae
Source: the annotation of a GenBank genome assembly